UAUCUCCAUCCCCCUCUUCGGCGCCUGUAUUUGCGCAUGUCCGAUCCACUAAGCGCAAAUCUGUUCUAAGAUGGCUACCGCUAGCCUCCUCGCCAGUAUUCUGCUUCCCCUGACGCUACUAUGUGCCAGUGCUGUGGUGGGUGUGCGGUUAAAGUCAGACAAUCUCGCUCCCUGGACCAACGAGUUCGAAUCGGUGGAGCUGUCGUGUGUGAUCGAGUCUAUCUCAUCGACGUCUAAGCGUAUCGAGUGGAAGAAAAUCAGAGAUGGCGGAAACCCCAGCUAUGUCUACUUCCAGGAACGAAUAACAGGUGACCUGGAGAAUCGAGCACGUCUGAGAGAGCCCUCCUCAUUGGUCAUCGAGAACGCCACUCGGUCAGACUCCGCCCAGUAUCGCUGUGAAGUCACCGCCCCCGAGGACAAACACAGCUUUGCAGAACUCCUGAUCAACCUGGUCGUCAGAGUAAAACCGGUUACGCCAGAGUGUGCGGUUCCGUCGGCGGUUCCGGUGGGCAAGCCGGCGGAGUUCCGGUGUUCCGAGGAGGAGGGGUUCCCGCGGCCAAAGUUCCAAUGGUUCCGGGACUCAGAGGAACUUCCUCUUGAUCCGCGAAGUAGCCCGCGCUUUGCCAACGCAACUUAUACCAUAGACUUGGACACUGGAGUUCUAACCUUCGAUGCGGUGAGGAAAGAGGAUGGUGGCCUGUAUUUCUGUCGGGCGAAAAACGAAGCAGGAGCUUCAGAAUGCAAAGCACAGAAAAUGGAAGUCUAUGAUCUGAACGUGGUGGGGAUCGUGCUUGGGGUAGUUGUCGUGGUAACCGUGUUGGCCCUGGUUACCGCAGGGAUCUGCUGCGCAUACAGAAGAGGAUACCUCAGCCAACAGAAACAGAACAAUUUCAAAGCGCCUGCGAAAAGUGAAGGAGUGGACUAUGUACGGACGGAAGACGAGGGAGACUUUCGGCACAAGUCGUCGUUCAUCAUCUGAGUGGAGAAGAGGAGGAGGAGGAGGAGGAGGAGAAGAAGAGGAGGAGGAGA
Messenger RNA from Engraulis encrasicolus (European anchovy), 1029 nucleotides. It is a transcript of the gene jam3b, whose product is annotated as junctional adhesion molecule 3b. Bases 71 to 979 code for a protein of 302 amino acids. Gene Ontology annotation, biological process: cell migration; cell-cell adhesion. Gene Ontology annotation, molecular function: integrin binding; protein homodimerization activity; protein heterodimerization activity. Gene Ontology annotation, cellular component: cell-cell contact zone; protein complex involved in cell adhesion; plasma membrane. NCBI's taxonomy places the organism in Eukaryota, Metazoa, Chordata, Actinopteri, Clupeiformes, Engraulidae. The transcript has 9 exons. The record is from RefSeq and is a predicted model, not a curated record.